AUGGUCAAGAUUGACCUUUGGGCAGCCGUGUCGCUGUUCGCUUUGAUUUCAACAGUGCAGAGCGAUGCUAGUGACUUUCUUGACCAGGCCAUCGAGUUGAUGGAGUCGAGCCCAUUGCUUGACACGCACAUUGACUUGCCUCAGAUCAUCAGGAGUUUGCAUCGACGACCACUGGACGCAUUGCCUCAGCUGAACAGCUCUUUUCCCGGGCAUGUCGACAUUCCCAGAAUGAGAGAAGGUCGACUGGGAGGGGCCUUUUGGACUGUCUGGGCGCCAUGCUACGAUGUGGUGGACGAAGACCCUGGCGCGGAUUUCAACACGCCGACUAAUGGGUUGAGAGACGCGUUGGAAAUGGUGGACAUUAUCCAGAACAUGAUCGCCCGACAUUCGCAGGACCUACAGUAUGCCAGGACAUCUUCCGAAGUAUGGGAUGCGUUCAGGGCGGGCAAAAUCGCAUCGCUCAUUGGUAUGGAGGGCACUCACUUGCUCGGAAACUCGCUGGGGGCACUACGCAUCUUUGGUCAACUGGGCAUUCGCUAUCUGACCCUGACUCAUACCUGCCACAGCGCAUUUGCUUCUUCAGUGGGACCUGGCACACCACUGGACGACGUGCACGAGGGGAAUGGGCUGUCCCAGCUGGGGAGAGAGCUGGUGAAAGAACUGAACCGCCUGGGGAUCAUGGUGGAUCUUUCCCACACCACUCCAGCAACCAUGAAACAAGCCAUUGAGCUGUCUGAGGCUCCGGUGGUGUGGACCCAUUCAGGAGCGCGAACGCUCUGGGACCACCCAAGAAACGUGCCAGAUGAUGUGCUCGCAUUGAUUGGAGAUGGACCCGGCCAGAAAGAUGGCGUUGUUCAAUCCAUCUUCUUCCCACCCUUCCUCGGCCCAUACCCGGGAACCAACACGACGCACGUCGCCAACCACAUUGAGUAUAUCGCGGGCAAAAUUGGGAGAAACCGCGUCGGGAUCGCGUCAGACUACGACGGAAUGUAUCUCACAGCAGAAGGACUGGAGGAUGCCAGCAAAUACCCCAACAUCGUGGCUGAGCUUCUGUCUCGAGGAUGGACGCCAGAGGAGAUGCGCGGCGUACUUGGCGGAAACCUGAUGAGGAUCAUGGAUCAAGUUGACGCUGUCAGUGAGAGACUGAAAGAUCGUCUACCCUCGUCGGCCAUCUGGGAGAAACGAACAGACCUGCCAUCUACCAAAUGGGGAGGUGGAGGGAGUCACGUCUAUUGGCCUGAAGACGUGAAGGUCAAGGUGGAGAAGAUGUACCUGCGUCACGACGAGUUGUAGAGGAACUGGUGGUUGAUUUUGACAACGACUUUGGGGGCAUUCUGUGAUGGUUAUCGCGCCUGCCUGCAUAAGCUACGUACGCAAUCCUUAUCGGAGCCGGAAGAACUCAUCCCCGCAAAAACGGUCAACCUCCAGAUUUCAACACCUCGGCACUUGUAUGUCUGCCAUGAUGACAGCCAACAAGUACGAGGUAGUAAGCCGCACUGGGGUCUGGGGAGCGUGUCAAGAGCUGAAAGAAGGAGAUGAAGAGAGGAGUCGACAG
This is a messenger RNA of Exophiala mesophila, 1555 nucleotides long. RefSeq lists its product as uncharacterized. The record is from RefSeq and is a predicted model, not a curated record. Bases 1 to 1293 code for a protein of 430 amino acids. Lineage: Eukaryota; Fungi; Ascomycota; Eurotiomycetes; Chaetothyriales; Herpotrichiellaceae. Gene Ontology annotation, molecular function: metallodipeptidase activity. Gene Ontology annotation, biological process: proteolysis. The transcript is spliced from 3 exons.